This is a messenger RNA of Pongo pygmaeus (Bornean orangutan), 6643 nucleotides long. RefSeq names its product SEC14 like lipid binding 5 (gene SEC14L5). Bases 300 to 2390 code for a protein of 696 amino acids. NCBI's taxonomy places the organism in Eukaryota, Metazoa, Chordata, Mammalia, Primates, Hominidae. Gene Ontology annotation, cellular component: cytoplasm. The transcript is spliced from 16 exons. The record is from RefSeq and is a predicted model, not a curated record.
CCCGGGUCCUGGAGCUCUCUCGGCCCGGCAGGUCUCGCUCCCGCCCCUCCGGCCUUCCACAGCUGUCCUGGCCGCAGGGUGUUCAAGGCGGGACACACCAGGCUAGCGAGCCGCGAUCGGGCCCCGCCUCAGGCGCUGCGCUCCAGGUCGGGCGGGCGCGGGAGCCCGUAAGCGCUCAGCUUCCGAGCCAGGAGGGCUUCCAGGGCACUUCCCCUAGGCUGCAUUCCCGAAGGCUCCCGAGGGCGAGGGCUCCGUGCACACCCCUGCCUGGUGACCUCCACUGGUGCUCCAGGGUGAACAUGGUUCAGAGAUACCAGUCUCCUGUCCGAGUCUACAAGUACCCGUUUGAGCUGGUCAUGGCGGCCUACGAGAAGCGCUUCCCCACGUGCCCACAGAUCCCAGUCUUCCUGGGCAGCGAGGUCUUGCGCGAGUCCCGCAGCCCGGACGGGGCUGUGCACGUGGUGGAGCGGAGCUGCAGGCUGCGCGUGGACGCCCCGCGGCUGCUGCGGAAGAUCGCAGGUGUUGAGCACGUGGUCUUCGUGCAGACAAACGUCUUGAACUGGAAGGAGAGGACGCUCCUCAUCGAAGCGCACAAUGAGACCUUCGCCAACCGCGUGGUGGUGAACGAGCACUGCAGCUACACGGUCCACCCUGAGAAUGAAGACUGGACUUGUUUCGAGCAGUCUGCCUCACUGGACAUCCGGUCUUUCUUUGGCUUUGAAAAUGCCUUGGAGAAGAUCGCCAUGAAGCAGUACACCGCCAACGUCAAGAGGGGGAAGGAAGUGAUUGAGCAUUACCUGAAUGAGCUCAUCUCCCAGGGUACCUCGCACAUUCCCCGCUGGACGCCUGCCCCAGUCCGUGAGGAGGAUGCCCGCAACCAGGCUGGACCGAGGGACCCCGGCUCCCUGGAGGCCCACGGGCCCAGUAGCACCCUGAGGCCCGCUCUGGAGGCGGUCAGUAUGGACGGGGACAAGCUGGAUGCGGACUACAUUGAGAGGUGCCUGGGCCACCUCACGCCCAUACAGGAGAGCUGCCUGAUCCAGCUUCGGCACUGGUUACAGGAGACCCACAAAGGCAAGAUUCCCAAAGAUGAGCACAUCCUUCGGUUCCUGCGGGCUCGUGACUUUCACCUGGACAAGGCCCGGGAAAUGCUGCGCCAGUCCUUGAGCUGGCGGAAGCAGCACCAGGUGGAUCUCCUCCUUCAGACCUGGCAACCCCCUGCCCUGCUGGAGGAAUUCUAUGCAGGGGGCUGGCAUUACCAGGACAUAGAUGGCCGCCCCCUCUACAUCCUCCGCCUGGGCCAGAUGGACACCAAAGGCUUGAUGAAGGCCGUGGGGGAGGAGGCGCUGCUGCGGCACGUUCUCUCCGUCAACGAGGAAGGACAGAAGCGGUGUGAGGGGAGCACAAGGCAGCUGGGCCGUCCCAUCAGCUCGUGGACCUGCCUGCUAGACCUGGAGGGACUCAACAUGCGGCACCUGUGGCGGCCGGGGGUGAAGGCCCUGCUGCGGAUGAUUGAGGUGGUUGAGGACAAUUACCCGGAGACCCUGGGUCGGCUGCUCAUCGUGCGAGCCCCCCGAGUCUUCCCCGUGCUCUGGACGCUGAUCAGCCCCUUCAUCAACGAGAACACCAGGCGGAAGUUCCUCAUCUACAGUGGCAGCAACUACCAGGGACCCGGAGGCCUUGUGGACUAUCUGGAUAGAGAAGUGAUCCCUGACUUCCUUGGGGGAGAGAGUGUGUGUAAUGUCCCCGAAGGAGGGCUGGUCCCCAAGUCCCUCUACAUGACAGAAGAGGAGCAGGAGCACACGGACCAGCUGUGGCAGUGGAGCGAGACCUACCAUUCAGCCAGCGUGCUCCGCGGAGCCCCCCAUGAGGUGGCCGUGGAGAUCCUGGAAGGGGAGUCGGUCAUCACCUGGGACUUCGACAUCCUGCGAGGGGACGUGGUGUUCAGCCUGUACCACACCAAGCAGGUGCCCAGGCUGGGCGCCCGGGAGCCGGGGACCAGGGCCAGCGGGCAGCUGAUCGACAAAGGCUGGGUCCUGGGCAGGGAUUACAGCCGUGUGGAGGCUCCCCUUGUCUGCCGGGAGGGGGAGAGCAUCCAGGGCUCCCAUGUGACCCGGUGGCCCGGCAUCUACCUGCUCCAGUGGCAAAUGCACAGCACCCCCGGCAGCGUGGCCUGCAGCCUCCCGGGUGUGGACGAUGUCCUGACAGCUCUGCACAGCCCCGGGCCCAAGUGCAAACUUCUCUACUACUGUGAGGUGCUCGCCUCUGAGGACUUCAGGGGCUCCAUGUCCAGCCUGGAAUCCUGCACCAGCGGCUUCUCCCAGCUCAGCGCCGCCACCUCGUCCUCCUCUUCCGGCCAGUCUCAUAGCAGCUCCCUGGUCUCCAGAUAGCCGGGCCCAGUGUUUCAGGGCCGCCCGCUCGCCUCCAGUGUCCAGAAAUAUUCAGAAUGAGAAGCCAGCUAACUGCAGGGCCUGGGACCAUGUGGGCUGGAGUCCCCAGGCCUAGAUGCUGCCCAAGUUGGGGUGUCUGGAGCGGAUGGCAAGGAUCCAGGCCUGGCCUGUGCAUGGUGUCAGGGCUCUUGAAGUUGCAAGGACAGAACCAUCUCCUUCUGGCUUCGUGUAAGGAAGACGAAGCCAAGGCCAAGGUGUCUACCAUACCACACCUUUGGGACAUCCGGGCUUAGCGAUGUCAGCCAGGCCCAUCUCCCCUCUGUCCACCUCUUGCUCUGCUUUCGCCAUGCAGGGGACCAUCACUAUUAGGUGCCCUUCUCCUCCCCGCAGCUCGCCUGCAUAAGGCAGCCUCUUCCUGCCAAAGGCUCCAGCCCACUUCCCAGAGCUGAGUCUUAGCCUGGAAGGGGGGGCGGUUCCCAGGUCAAUUCCUGAACCAAUCACAGUUGCCAGGUACACUGGAGAAUGCUGAUUGGCCAGCAGGGUCAUGCCCAAUCUAGACCAAUCACUGUGAUCCAGGGUUGCAGUGAGGUGCAGUGAUUGGCCAGCACGUUCAUGCCCAAUCUGGACCAAUCACUGUGAUCCAGGGUUGCAGUGAGGUGCAGUGAUUGGCCAGCCUGGAUCACAUGCACAUCUCUGGAACCAACCACCUGCUCUGAAAAGCACUAGUGGGUGCCUCGAGGAGUACUGGGGUCCCCCACCUAAGAAGAAGGGGGAAGGAUGCUGGGGAGGCAGAAAUGAAGAAUGUUUACCUUGGCAUCUGAUUGCAUAACGUUCUGUUAUGCAGCAUCAAGAUGUGCUUGGUGAGCAGUUAAGUGAGUUACAGGCGCUGCUCUUUGUGGGGAACAGCACAUCCUGAACUGAAAAUCCAUGUCCCCUUCACUUGGCCAGCAUGGCCUAACCCUGACCAUCCCUGAUUGGAGAGGGUGGGAGAGCCCUGGGUUUCUGCUAAGUUCCAGGCAGCGAUGGGGUGACUGAGGCUGUCUGUAUACCCCACUGGAGAUGCUUUGCUCUCCUAGGGAACUGUUUAAUUAUGACUGUUUUUGUUUGUAAGCCACAGAGACCCAUGCCCAGGUGCUUAAACACAAAAGCGUGAUCAUUCAUGGGUGCAUAGAACUGGCCAGUCCAAGAGGGCUUGCUUCAGGUAAGGAUAGAUCCAGGGUCUCAACAUGGAGUCUCGACUCCCCCCGCGAGUGGAGGCUGCUGUGUCUGCCCUGGGGCAGAUAUGACUCUGGAACUAGGUUCAAUAUUGACAUAACUUUCCCUAGUUACUACACAGGAGCGUCUUGAGUCUCCGUGGGGACUGAGGACAUUUCUCCUUUCCUUUCCUGGACUCCCCAAAAGGCAGCCAGUCAGGGGUCAUCAACUUGAAGCCUGAUCUGGCCUGCUUUUAGUGUUGCUUUUUUGCCUUUAGAAUGGUUUAAAAAUUGAGGCAUUUCACAUCGAAAUCAGGAUUUCUGGCUUCCCUUAGGCAUUUGGGAGCACCAGCAGAAUGGGGUCACUAUUGUUGCAUGAAGACAACACCUCUGCGUCCCUGGACGCGGCCACGCCAGUCCCUACCCCAUCGACUUGCGCCCAGCCCACGUUACCCAUCCUCAUGACCUGUGUGGCAGGAGCCUCACUGACGUGGCUCUGUCAGCAGUGGCUGGUACCCUUGUCUCCUGGCCUUGCUUAGAGUUGGGGCUCAUCUCUGCCGGAGUAACUGAGCCAAGGGGUGCUUUUGUGGCCACAAGGAUCAUCUUUAUGCAGGCUCAGCAAUGCAGGGCCAGGAAACUUAUAUCUAUGCCAGCCUCAACCCCAAACCCAGGGCAGAGAGAAAGGGUCAUCUUUUCAGACACAUCCUUCUUCCUGCUGGGAGAGAGCCUUGCCCACAUUCCUGUUGGCUCUCUGUCCGCUUUUCAGGUAUCUGAACAAAAUAGAUUGCUUUGCACCCUGCGUCAAGGUGUGUGUGCACAUGUGUGCAUAAGAGACCAACUGAUUGGAAGGAGACGUUCUCAAAACUAAUUGCUCCCAUAUCACCAGGCAUUUAUUGCUGAGAGCAACUUGCAAUAUUUUCUACUAUCUUUAAGUGAAUUUCUAGCUUUUCUCUUAAAAACUAGGUGUUACUCUACAAGUAUGCUGGGAUAAGCUGCCCUGGCAGUCUUCAUACAUUUAUUGUCUAGCCCCAGAGAAGGACACAGAAGCCUUUUACUGGAGGAAGCUGGAGCUGCCUGUUCCAGAGGCAGGUGGGGGGAGGGGGGUCUGCUAUCAGCUGUCCACCCUUAACGGGGUGAGGAACCUCAGGCCCUUUCAGGUCUGCUCUUGAGAGUGCUCUCUCCCUAGGGAAAAACCAGCCCAAACUGGCUUAAGCAACAAAGCAAAUUCCCUGGGUCCUGUACUGGGGAUGGCUGAAGGUGGCUGCUGCUUCAGGUAUGGCUGGAUCCAGGAGCUUAAUGUCCUCAGGCUUCUCAACUGCACCCAGGCCUCUUGACUCUGCAUCUCUUUGCAUGCUGACCUCAUUCUUUCUUCCACCUGGUGGGAAAGAUGGCUGCCGGCAGCCCCAAGCCUAUAACUUCAGGAUUCACACUCUAAGAGAUGCUUUUCCAUCUCAAAUCUCAUGGAAGGCUCUGAUUGGCCCAGCUCGAGUCCAAUGCUCAUUCCUGUGGGCCACACUGGCAAGGAACUAGGGUCCUGUGAUUGACAUUCCCUGCAGAAGCAGCAGCAGGAUUGGUGAGGGCCAGUCCCCCAAUGGACAAGAGAAGCUGGACCACAGAACCAGCAGGUAUCCAUGGUGGCGUCUGCUAUGGCUGGCUCUCCUCCCAUGUGGAGGUCUUGGGGACCCACGUGGAAGCAUCAUCAAGGUCAUUCUUCUUGCCUUCAGGAGGCCUGGAAUUAAAAAUAAUCCAAGGAAGGGAUUGCCAAGCUUUUGGCUUUUGAAUUUCCCCUGAGCCAAAGGCUGGAAGUGCCUUGGCUUGGGCUUCUCGUAUCAUUAGUUCAUUAAUCCAUUGAGACCAGGACAGAAGCAACCCACAAGCAGUAUGACUGUUGGUGUUUGGGCACCUGGGCCUUGAAUUUAGACCAGGACUCAAACCCCAGCCUUCCUUUCACUAGCUGUGUAACCUUGACCAGGUGACUUAACCUCUCUGUGCCUCAGUUUCCUCAUCGUAAAGUGAGGAUAGUAGUGCCUACCUCAAUAGGUUGUAGUGGGACAAAAUGAGGGAGUAGCUGUAAAGCUUACAGCACAGCUCCUAGAACACAGAAAGCGCUCCAUUAAUGUCAGUGGUCAUUCUGAUUACUUAAUGCUUCUCAUCCAAAGACUCGUUUUCUUCCUGAGGUCGCCUAUCACUGUUUUUCAUGAUUGCACCCAGAGAAAAGUAGGUGUCAAGAAUUAUUGCCCUUGGAGUUGGGUGUGCAGUCUUUCUCUUUUAGAAACUGCUUGUGUGGGCCGGGCGUGGUGGCUCAUACCUAUAAUCCCAGCACUUUGGGAGGCUGAGGCCGGCAGAUCGCUUGAGUGCAGGAGUUCAAGACCAGCCUGGGCAACAUAGUAAGACCCUGUCUCUACAAAAAAUUUAAAAAUGGGCCAGGUGUGGUGGUGCACGCCUAUAGUCUCAGCUGCUUGGGAGGCUGAGGCAGAAGGAUUGCUUGGAGGUCAAGGCUGGAGUGAGCCAUGAUCUCACCCCUGUACUUCAUCCUGGGUGACAAAGCAAGACCCUGUCUCAAAAAAAGAAGAAAGAAUCUGCUUGUGUUUUCUGGGCAAAUCCACCCAUCUGAGGGAGUGUAUUCUGAGUGGUAUUUCCCUUGGCAGUUAGAAAAUGUUUUUUCCCAGAGGUUGAAAUAUGGAGAGUUUGAGACUCUUUUUUUCUACCGUGCACUCUCUGGAAUUCCCCAUCCCCACUGUAAAAUUAAUUGUCCGUUGAGAAUAGUAUAAUUCUUUUCAACAAAGUCUCUUUGAGCCAGUGAAACCCGAUGGGUUUUUUUGUUUGCCUGAUCAUUUGCUCCAACCAGCAGCAUUAAAUGUUUUCCAUUUGGAUAAACUUGCAUCGUCAGCUUCCUAAAACCCUGGAGGUUUCCCCUGGGCUCGUUCAAGAAUUUUCCAGCUGUUGUUUAGAAGACUUUAGAGCGAGCUUGUUCAGUCUGUGGCCUGCAGGCUGCACGCGGCCCUGGACUGCUUUGAAUGUGCUCCAACACAAGUUCGUAAACUUUCUUAAAACACUGAG